AUGAAGUCAAAAAAAAUAGUAUUGUUCUUUCUAUCGUUGUUGUCAACAUUUAAUGUGAGGGCAUUGAUUGUGGAUGUCAUAGCGACAUCGUGGUCCGAAGAAAUUAAUGUGUUGACCGGACGCUACAACUAUGGUGGAAACUAUAUCUGCCUACAUGGCAAAAAUGCGCUUAUUACCCAUUUAUGUAGAGGAAAUACGUGCUUAACAAAACUUAUGAGAAGAAGUAAAAACGUAUUUUAUACCAGAGUAGAACUAUUUAGACGCCAUGAAGAAACAUUUAUCAGGGUAGUAAUAGGUAUGAAAACAGGGGUAGAUACUGCAGCAUACCACGGGAGUAUUUACUUUUUAGAUGGCUUUUCAUUGAGAAAAAGAUGCAUGAAGAGUUUAAAUGACCACAUUGGAGGACUUGUACUGAUUAAUUUAGAUAUCGACAUGAACCCUGCCUUACACCCUAUGAUAGACUUAGAUAAGUGUGAAACUCCGUCAUUGGUUAAAUAUACCUAUAAAAUACGACGAAUCUUUAAUGUGCAAAGUAGAAACAAUUCAUAUCUCGUAGAUAAGAUCUAUUUCGGAAUAGGAUCGCUGAGCUUCAAAAACAUUAGACAAUUAGAUUUAGGUCAUAUAAUUAGAAUCGACAUAACAUGCAAGGAACUCUCAUUUGCAGUAUCAGACGCAGAAAUAGCUAUAGCAUGUGGUAAUAUGCCCAAUUUUUAUAUAGACAUACCAUCAUCAACCAGACUUAUGUUAAUGAGGAAAAACCAACAAGAUAUAAGCAUACCAGGAAAUGAUCAAAAUGAAACUGCGAUGAGGCGGAGUGAUCAUUCUAUAAAUAAUAUUUUGUAUGGGAACCAAGAAAACAGAGAAACUGACGGCAUGAAACCAGCAGAGCAAAUCCUCAUCUUUCAACCUGUUGACGUAUUAAGCGACUACAAACUUCGUGAUUUUAUAACCUACAUCAAUGAUAGCAAUACUAUCGCGUAUAAUUUAACUUCACUCGUGCAAGCACAUAGCAAAUUUAGAGAAUCAUCCAACAGUAUAUCUCAGAGCAUACAAAUGAAGGCGACUCUAGCUCAAAUCCAUGGAUAUUCUCCCCCUACAAAUUUUGUAGUUAGCGCAAAUAACGUGUCAUCGAUUUACUCAAGCAACAAAUCGAAUGAAGAUUGCGGAAAUAAUCUGAUUAAUGAAAAUGUUAGCACGACAGCAACAGAUAACAAUGAAAUAUCUAAAGAUAUACCAUCUGAUUCUCAUAUCCAAGAAGUACAUGUGGAAUUAUUUGGUCAAAAACCUACAGAAACGUCCGAUUCGGAUAAUGUAGACAAACCCGAGGCAACUACAUCAGCAGCUUCACCACAUCCAGAACCAAUUGAAGGUGGAUCAUCCAAUAUAGACCCUGGAGAAGGAACGUCUUUGUGUAUUGAUGUUCCUCAACAACCUGAAGGGUCAGCAUCAAUUAAUGAUCAGCAUGGUGAAGCAACGAUAGAAGAUGUUGGGAAGGAUAUGGAUAUUCUUCCCAAGAUGCCCGCACUCAUUAAAGUGGAUAAUAACAUGAUAACUCAGAUAAAUAAAACUGCCCUUAAAAGAUCAGUUGAUAACACCGUAGCAGGGUUUGUCUGUCCAUCUGGUCCAGCACCAAAAAUAAAUAAAGCCAUUAACUUAAGCAGCGAAGGAAAGGAAACCACAACGUUACAGGAACCUUUGCCAUCAACUAGCAGAAGCAUACAAACGCCAAACCAUUCACCAUCUGAUAUAAAUGUAGAAGACAGUGAUUGUGAGGUUAUCCAAGACAACCUAACCAAUGCCCAAACUACAAGGCACACAAAUAAUGUGACACUACCAACGACUCCAAUCGCAGGACAAUGUUAUGUAGAUGUAUCAUAUUUAAUGAAAUUAAAUUUUUUGAAGAUGGGGAGUAAUCUUUAUAGGUUGUGCCCGGUUUUAAACUGCCCAUUGAGCAUAACGAUAUCCAUUAAAGAAGGAAAUCUUGGUGAUUCGUUGUCACAAUCAAUUAUGAUUAAACACAAGAAUACACCCAUGGGUCAACAUACAACUUUUUCAGUAAAAACAGAACAUAUCACUUCUUUCAGAAUCACAAGUGUAGCUGAUUGGAGAUCGAGUAACCCGAUUAUAUUCUUCGAACACCCAGACGCAAUACUUACAGUUGUUGAAUCCUUCAGAUUCAAAAUAGAUUUGAUGCACUACGUCAUGACCCAUUCGGUUCUCAUCCAUAAUGGCCUCCCUUGUACUAUUAAAGGGCUGUAUCGAGAGUCAUAUAUCAAUGGGAGCACUGUCUAUGUUAAGAUGGACGAAAACACAGAAAACGUCAUCUUGCAAAUGGAUAGCGUGAGAUUUAUGUGAUCAAGAAAGUAUUUGCAGGUAUACCUAAAGUACUAACCACCUCUUAUCUAAUGACUAUUUCCCAUGCACGU
Messenger RNA from Babesia bovis T2Bo, 2426 nucleotides. RefSeq lists its product as uncharacterized. Lineage: Eukaryota; Apicomplexa; Aconoidasida; Piroplasmida; Babesiidae. The record is from RefSeq and is a predicted model, not a curated record. Bases 1 to 2355 code for a protein of 784 amino acids. The transcript has a single exon.